Toxotes jaculatrix (banded archerfish) is the source of this 2288-nucleotide messenger RNA. RefSeq names its product spermine synthase (gene sms). Gene Ontology annotation, molecular function: spermine synthase activity. Gene Ontology annotation, biological process: spermine biosynthetic process. NCBI's taxonomy places the organism in Eukaryota, Metazoa, Chordata, Actinopteri, Toxotidae. Bases 107 to 1189 code for a protein of 360 amino acids. The record is from RefSeq and is a predicted model, not a curated record. The transcript is spliced from 11 exons.
UAGUGGGUAGUGGUAACAGCAGUGGUAGCAGGGCCCUCCCUCUGUCUCUGCAGAUAAAUAUUCCUAGCCUGCCUAUUCCAGGCAUGGAUGACGGUUGCACUCAGACAUGGCACUGCGACAUUACACUCUCGACUUCAGCCUCUCUACGGCAGUUGACUCUGCUUCGACAGUUCCCGGCCUGCUGUCCUUAUUUCAUGAGCAGGAAAUGACAGAGACUGUCCAUGACACAAAUGGGCAUGGAUACCUUGCUACUUUUGUUGGAAAGAAUGGCCGGCUUGUUGUUCUGCGUGUGCACUCCCAUGGGUUGGUCACCAUUGAUCUGCAGUGCUACGAAGAGGACAACAUUGCACAACUAGACAAUCUUUUAAAUGCACUGGAAAAGAAGCUAAAGGUUCUCUUAAAUGGCAAUAUUACAAGGAUCAAAAGGCUCCCAGCCCUCGUACGUGGGGCAAAAGUGGACCGAUACUGGCCAACAGCUGACGGCAGACUGAUUGAGUAUGACAUUGACCGGGUGGUGUAUGAAGAAGAUUCUGCAUACCAAAACAUAAAAAUAUUGCACUCACAGCAGUUUGGAAAUAUCCUAGUGCUCAAUGGAGAUGUUAACCUGGCAGAGAGUGAUUUCGCCUACACCCAAGCCAUCAUAGGUAGCGGAAAAGAGAAUUAUGCUGGAAAAGAGGUGCUGAUAUUAGGAGGAGGUGAUGGAGGCAUCCUCGCUGAGGUGGUCAAACAAAAGCCAAAGAUGAUCACCAUGGUGGAGAUUGACCAGAAGGUGAUCGACGGGUGCAAAACGCACAUGAGAAAAACCUGCGGCAAUAUCCUUGACAACCUGAAGGGAGACUGUUACCAAAUACUAGUUGAGGACUGUGUCCCCGUGCUGAAGAAGUAUGUUCAGGAAGGACGGAUGUUUGAUUACGUAAUUAAUGACCUCACUGCAGUCCCAAUAUCCACGGAGCCAGAAGAAGACUCGACAUGGGAGUUCCUGCGUCUGAUCUUAGAUCUGUCAAUAAAAGUCCUACACCCCACUGGGAAAUAUUUCACACAGGGUAACAGUGUGAAUCUGACAGAGGCACUGAGUCUGUAUGAAGAACAGCUGGGAAAGCUCUCAUGUCCCGUGGACUUCUCCAAAGAAGUGGUGUGUGUGCCCUCCUACCUGGAGCUAUGGGUUUUCUACACCAUAUGGAAAAAGUAAAGACCUCCGGUUUUCUCUGCUUGAAUCCCCAGCAGCUGGAAUGUGAAUGCUCUACUUCUUCUGCUUCUGCUGUAGCCUUAAGACUGUGCUCAGACUGAACGUGACAUGAAAAUUACAGGCAGCACAAAGUUUGGAUGAAUGCAUUGUUAUGUGGAAUUCCUGCAUUGUCAAAUAAUAAUUUACACACAGCAGUCUAUUUCUUUUUUCAGUGACCUAUAACAGCGACUACAUGUAUAUUGUAAUAUUGGUAUUUCUUUGAUAAUCGACUACAAACCACUCCAGCAGUCAAGUUGGUGUGAAUAAAUCGAAAUUCACUUUGCCUUCAGUCUGAACACUUCUUAAGGGGUACAACGACAAUGUUUUAUCAUCCCCAACCUAUUGUCCCCAUUCUACCCCAAGCUUCCUUCUCUUUCCUCCUUUUUUUUUUCUUUGUGUUUCACCAUUGUUUACUACAACUUAUGAGUUGUAUUUCAUUUGUGUUACUUGAUUUGGAAUGUCCAUUUGCAUGUACUCUGAAGGAGCUGUUAGAUGUUUAAACACUGAUUUGAUACACUGAGGAUGUGGUGUAACUCAUCUUACAAGUGUGUCUUCUCGCUUAUUUUCUUUAGGUUUUUUUUUUUCUUUUUUGCUUUUCACUUGAGUUACGAGCUCAAAUCGUGUGAUAGGUUCAGCCCAGCUGAAGUGAGUCACGUUCAGGCUCUAUUUUUGUUACUGCCGCUCAAAUGUGAUUUGAUUCUUUCAGGUUGUAUCAAGGCAAUGUGAUCAUGCCCAGGGAGACUGAAGUGUUGAAGUCCAAAUGUGUUUUAAAAGGGAAACAAUUCCACCACUUUAAUGCCACCUCUGUGCUUGUGCUGUUUUUAUGUCAUGUUUUAUUAGCACCUUGGUUUCUCCUGAUAUAUUUAAAGUUUUUUACGACUGUAUUAGGUGCAUGUAAAGGACGGUGAAUGUAGCUUGCAUAUACAGUACACAGCACGUUUACACGUGAUCAACCCUGUGGGACUCAGUUACAUUUAUUUAUUCAAUAUAAGUUCACCAAAUGCUGUUCUGUCCCACUUGAGAUCAUUUUUGUGACCAUCUGCAAUUAAAAUGUUUUGGGGGA